AUGACUGCGCUCCGCCUCCUUUCCACUGGGCGGCGGCUCUGCGCCCUCAUUGGCCACGGUGGGCGGCCCAGCCUGGCCACAACGUGGGCACGCUGCUUCUCCAGCAGCCCCCACCGCCGCCGACCAGCCAAAUUCUACGAGGACGCGGUAGAGGCCAUCAAGGACAUCCCUCAAGAUGCCACCGUCCUGGUGGGCGGGUUCGGGCUCUGUGGGAUCCCGGAGAACCUGAUCCGGGCCUUGCUGGAGACCCAUGUAAAGGGCCUCACCGUGGUCAGCAACACCGUGGGCUUGGAGGACUUCGGUCUGGGCCUCUUACUGGCCAGCAAGCAGAUCCGCCGAAUCAUCUGCUCCUUCGUGGGGAACAAUGCCCUCUGCGAGCACCAGUAUUUGACUGGGGAGCUGGAACUGGAGCUGACGCCCCAGGGCACACUGGCUGAGAGGAUCCGAGCAGGUGGUGCCGGGGUGCCCGCCUUCUACACCGGCACAGGCUAUGGCACCCUGGUCCAGGAAGGAGGUGCACCCAUCAGAUACUAUGACGAUGGCCACUUGGCCGUCAUCAGUAAGCCCAGGGAGGUGAGGGAGUUUCAUGGCCACCAUUAUCUUCUGGAGGAAGCCAUCACAGGAGAUUUUGCUUUGGUGAAAGGGUGGAAGGCAGACCGUGAGGGCAACAUUAUCUUCAGGAAAAGCGCCCGGAAUUUCAACCAGCCUAUGUGCAAAGCUGCCAACACCACCGUGGUAGAGGUUGAAGAGAUUGUGGACGUUGGAUCAUUUUCCCCAGAGGAAAUCCAUGUCCCUAGCAUUUAUGUAAACCGCUUGAUAAAGGGAGAGAAGUAUGAGAAAAGAAUUGAGCAGUUAAUUGUCCGAAAAGAAGGGGAGGCCAACCACAUCCCUGUCAGUGAUCUGAAGACCCGUAUCAUCAAACGGGCAGCUCUGGAGUUCCAGGACGGCAUGUAUGCAAAUUUGGGCAUAGGAAUCCCUCUGCUGGCCAGCAGCUUCAUCAGCCCCAACAUAACUGUCCACCUUCAGAGUGAGAACGGAAUCCUGGGCUUGGGGCCGUACCCAUUAAAAAAUGAGGUAGAUGCUGAUCUCAUCAAUGCUGGCAAGCAAACAGUCACUGUUAUUCCUGGGGCCUCUUUCUUCGCCAGUGAUGAGUCCUUUGCCAUGAUUCGGGGGGGCCACCUCGAUCUGACCUUACUGGGAGGAAUGCAGGUUUCCAAAUAUGGGGACCUGGCCAACUGGAUGGUGCCCGGGAAGAAGGUGAAAGGAAUGGGAGGUGCCAUGGACUUAGUGUCCAGUCCCAAAACCAGAGUGGUGGUCACCAUGGAACAUUGCUCAAAGGCAAAGGAGCCCAAAAUCGUGGACAGGUGUACCAUGCCUCUGACAGGGAAGCGCUGUGUGCACCGAAUCAUCACGGAAAAGGCGGUGUUCAACGUGGACCCCAAGCGGGGACUGACGCUGAUAGAGCUCUGGGAAGGCCUGACAGUGGACGACCUCAAAAAGUGCACAGGCUGUGCCUUUGCGGUCUCCCCGGACCUCAGGCCAAUGCAGCAAAUCUCCAUGUAG
This is a messenger RNA of Echinops telfairi (small Madagascar hedgehog), 1563 nucleotides long. RefSeq names its product succinyl-CoA:3-ketoacid coenzyme A transferase 1, mitochondrial-like. Gene Ontology annotation, biological process: ketone body catabolic process. The transcript has a single exon. Gene Ontology annotation, molecular function: succinyl-CoA:3-oxo-acid CoA-transferase activity. NCBI's taxonomy places the organism in Eukaryota, Metazoa, Chordata, Mammalia, Afrosoricida, Tenrecidae. Gene Ontology annotation, cellular component: mitochondrion. The record is from RefSeq and is a predicted model, not a curated record. Bases 1 to 1563 code for a protein of 520 amino acids.